This is a messenger RNA of Aspergillus melleus, 756 nucleotides long. RefSeq lists its product as uncharacterized. NCBI's taxonomy places the organism in Eukaryota, Fungi, Ascomycota, Eurotiomycetes, Eurotiales, Aspergillaceae. The coding region runs from base 1 to 756 and encodes 251 amino acids. The record is from RefSeq and is a predicted model, not a curated record. The transcript has a single exon.
AUGUCGACCCUCACCCGCGCAUUCACCAAGCGCAACAAGCGACCCGAGGUCUCUGCGCCCAUGCCCUAUCGCGAGGGCCAGGUGAAGUUCAACGCUGGCACUAUCAAGCGAGGGAACAUUUCGGCACCCGUGGAAUUAUUAUCGACUACGAACAUGCUGGCUUACAACGCCCCCGAUCUGCACUCCGCCACUUCAUCGUCGACUUCAUCUUUGCAAUCCCCCGACGACUCGGAGUUGUCGUUUUCGCACCAGAGCUUCGGAUCACAGAUUACCACUCCGGAUGAUUCGCCAAUCGAUUCCAACCCCGUCCCGUCUUACUUCCCGAAGCGAUCGGCCACUAUCACCAGCCACCCCCGCUCCUCGACAUCGACAUCGUCGUCCACAGAGGCCCCGUUGGUUCCCAAGCGGGCUCUCUCCCACACGAAGCGAUCGCAUCAGGAGUUGGCUCGCAAGCGCUCCCUGUCUAGACUGUCCCCUCCCCCGUUGAACUCCAGCCGUAGCGGCCCGGCACUUCGAACGACGCAGGACUUCUUCCAGCCCGAGCCGCAUCCGUUUGGCAAGGAGCUAGAGCAAGUCAACGAGGUGGUGGAGGAGUUUGGUGGUGGACACCGAGUGUUGGACGAAGAAGAAAUGCUUUUGCAUAAUAAGGGACUCAAGAAGUUCACCGUCAAUGAUUACCUGGUGGAGAUCGAAGAUCUGUAUGGCAGCAUCUUCGAUGACCAACUCGGGCCCAUCGGAACCACCUCCUGGCUUUGA